AAUCACACCAGUUGGCGAGUUUCUUACUGUAGGACUGCUCCUGAACUUUGGCCAAUGAGAAGUCGACUUCGUUUCCCUCCAGUGGCAGUCAUGGCGCCACCCGUGAGGUACUGCAUUCCUGGCGAACGUCUGUGUAACUUGGAGGAGGGCAGCCCGGGCAGCGGCACUUACACCCGACACGGCUACAUCUUUUCGUCGCUUGCUGGCUGCCUGACGAAGAGCAGCGAGAACGGCGCGCUUCCUGUCAUUUCUGUGAUGAGAGAAACAGAGUCCCAAUUACUACCAGAUGUGGGGGCUAUCGUAACCUGUAAGGUCUCCAGCAUCAAUUCGCGCUUUGCCAAAGUGCACAUCCUAUAUGUAGGGUCCACACCACUUAAGAAUUCUUUCCGAGGAACUAUCCGCAAGGAAGAUGUCCGAGCUACUGAAAAAGACAAGGUUGAGAUUUAUAAGAGUUUCCGCCCAGGUGACAUUGUCUUGGCCAAAGUGAUCUCCCUGGGUGAUGCACAGUCCAACUACCUCCUGACCACUGCUGAGAACGAGCUCGGGGUGGUGGUGGCCCACAGUGAAUCAGGUGUCCAGAUGGUUCCCAUUAGCUGGUGUGAGAUGCAGUGCCCUAAGACCCACACUAAAGAAUUCCGGAAAGUGGCCCGAGUACAGCCUGAAUUCUUACAGACCUAAGAAGCCACAUUUUACCCCAUGGAGAGGGGUAAGCCGUUUCUAAGAGUACGUGUAUGAACCCAACAUCAAGAUGCCAUUGUCUUUAUUCAGACACCUGGGGUUGGCCAACAACCACCUUUAGAAAAAUCUGCCAGCAACUUAUGCUGUAGGUGGAAUAUUUUUCUUAUGAACCUUUCAGCGGAUUUCAUUCUCGAGUGAUCAAUUUCUCUUUUGGACGCACCAACGAACUCUAAUGUUGGAAAUAGCCUGUUCCUUCUAACAGUCUUACAAAUACAUAUUUUUUGCUGUGACAAAGAAAACAUUUUUACUAAAAGGA
Molecule: messenger RNA, 994 nt
Organism: Ailuropoda melanoleuca (giant panda)
Lineage: Eukaryota; Metazoa; Chordata; Mammalia; Carnivora; Ursidae
Gene: EXOSC1
Product: exosome component 1
Exons: 8
Coding region: 55-678 (207 amino acids)
Biological process (GO): RNA processing
Cellular component (GO): cytoplasm; nuclear exosome (RNase complex)
Molecular function (GO): RNA binding
Source: RefSeq, a predicted model, not a curated record